UUUUUUAAAGUUAAAAAAUUGAAAUUAUCCGUUUAAAAAACAACAAUAAGACAAAAUGGCAAAAGGUGCUAUCCGUCGUUGGCUGAGUCAGGCGUUCGGUGUCCUUCGACGUCGCCCCUCGGCUCAUGCGGUGGAGGUGAAGAAGGAAGUAUGCGGCGGUUGCCUCGGAAUGUCCGCAUUGAUGAGGAACGUCUGGCAUCUGUUCGUGCGAGGCAAAUCGGGAGCGCGGGGCUUGGAGUUGUCGAAAAUGCCGCUGCUGCUGCCACCGGUGGCGCCAUCGGAGCCGAUGAUACCAUUUGAUGCGGCCAAGACUGCUGCCCUCAGAUCGGCUCGUAGGGCUGGAAAGAGCCGAACAAAUGACUCUCCCUUGCGCAUACGGGAUGGUGUUUGCAAUCGAGGACUCUAUUAUAUGCGUCUCGGACCCCAGAGUACGCCCGACCGUGUGCUGGCUAAGCGCUGAGGCGACCAUUUAAUGUGAAAGGAAGUGCCUUCGAUGUUUUGACCGAAGUCCAUUACCUUUACACGACCACACACACACACACACACUUAUGAUGAUCAGUCAUUUUUUUUCAUGUUCGGCCUAAUCAGAAAUAAACGUUUUAAAGAUGACUUUGCUAAUAAA
This is a messenger RNA of Scaptodrosophila lebanonensis, 622 nucleotides long. RefSeq lists its product as uncharacterized. The record is from RefSeq and is a predicted model, not a curated record. NCBI's taxonomy places the organism in Eukaryota, Metazoa, Arthropoda, Insecta, Diptera, Drosophilidae. Bases 56 to 460 code for a protein of 134 amino acids. The transcript is spliced from 2 exons.